Plasmodium gallinaceum is the source of this 3360-nucleotide messenger RNA. RefSeq names its product ATPase, putative. The record is from RefSeq and is a predicted model, not a curated record. The transcript has a single exon. Gene Ontology annotation, biological process: ribosome biogenesis. Gene Ontology annotation, cellular component: nucleus. The coding region runs from base 1 to 3360 and encodes 1119 amino acids. Gene Ontology annotation, molecular function: preribosome binding; ATP hydrolysis activity; ATP binding. NCBI's taxonomy places the organism in Eukaryota, Apicomplexa, Aconoidasida, Haemosporida, Plasmodiidae.
AUGUUUUUUGAUUCUUUAAAAAAAAGAAUAUAUGAUAUAAUUUUAGAUAAUAAUUUAAUUUUAAAAAAUGAAGAUAAACAAGUAAAUUUAAAGAAUAUUAUAAAUAAUUAUUCUUUCAUAGAAAAUAUUUUAAGAAAAAAAUAUUUAGAAUAUAGACGUUCACCAAAAAAGAAAUUAAAAACAAUAAUUAUAAAUGUAGUAAGAAAUAUUUUUGAAAAUUACGAUACUUUCAUGAAAAAUAUAAUAUGUAGAAAUGAUAAAAUAAAGAUGAACAAAAAUAAAAAAAUUGAUGUUAAAUCAAAAGAAAACAUAGAAGAUGUAGAUAAAAAAUGUGAAAAGAAAAAGAAAACUGAAAAUGAAGGUGAGAGUGAAGAAGAGAUAGAGAAACUAAACAUAGAUGAAAAUGCAAAUAAAGUCGAAAAGGAAAAUAUAAAAGCAAUAAAAAAAAAUACAAAUGUGAGUAAGAAAAAUGAAAAUGAUAAAAUGAGUGAAUUAAAUAAAAAGACGAGUAAAAAACUUAUAGAAAAUAAAAUAAAGGAUAAAAUUAUUAACGAAGAAAAAAAUAUGUUUUUAAAUUUAAUUAGUCAGAAAAUUAAAUCAGAAGUAAAUAAUAUUACAGAAAACAGAGAAAAUAGUUUAAUAGACAACUCUAGCAAUAUUAUAAAUUGUAUAAAAUCUAAUAGAAAUUUAAGAGAUUAUAAAGGAAUCAAAAAUAUAAAAAAGGAUUUAUUAUAUAGUAUAAUUUAUCCAUAUAAAUUUAGAGAAGAUUCUUUUAAUACUAUUAUUAAUAUUAAUGGUGUAAGUGGUGCAGGAAAAACUACAUUAUCUUAUGCUAUUGCAGGAGAAUGUGAUUGCCCUUUUUUCUAUAUAAAGCUACCAGAGUAUAUAAGAUAUUUAUCGAACGACGCAAAAAAUAAUAAAAUAAAAAUAAUAUUUGAACAUAUAAAAAAAGAGUAUAAUAAAGGUAUACUUUGUAUUGAUGAUAUAGAUAUUAUAUUUUCUUCAAAAGAAGAUUCUACUGAUUUAUAUUUAUUUACUUACUUAUUAAGUAUAUUUGAUAAUUCUAAUAUUAUCAUACUUUUGUUAAGUGUUGAUAAGCCAUAUGAAAGCAUACUUUAUACAAAAAUUCAAAAAUUUAUAUCAAUACCUAUACCUACAUAUGAAGAUCGAGUAGAAAUGCUUCAACAAAUAUCUCAAGAAUUUUCAGUUUAUUUUGAUGUUAAAUACACAGCGUCAGUUACAUAUGGAUUUAAUAGAGGACAAAUAUACGAUAUUAUUAAGGAAUCAUUAAAUUUAUACAUAUAUAAUGAUGUUAUAAAAAAAAGUAUCAAUACAAAUAAUGUUGAAGAAAAUGAAAAAGAUAUAGAAUAUAAAAGUAAGAAUUUCGAUGAUUUUUAUCAAAGAGAAGACAUUCUUAUAGAAGAAAAAAAAAAUGAUGAUAUAAAUGAAAAUUUUUAUAAUAUAAGAACAGAAGAAAAAAUUAAAAAUGAUAAUGAUGCAUCUAUAAUGGAAAAGAAUAUAAAUAUGAUAGGAAAAUGUGAUGAAGAAAUUCAAAAUAAUAAAACCACUAAUAAUUUAGAAAAAGAAGAAAAUAUAUUUCAUAUAUAUAGUAAUUCUGAAUAUUCACCUGAUAUAAAAAGUAAUAACUUCAAUAAAACUGGAAGUUCUAUAAAUGUAAAUAAUAAUAAUAUUAAUAAAGAAGCUAGCUACAAAAGAAAAUAUAGUAGUAUAUUUAAUUAUAAAAGGAAUGUGGAAAACGUAAAUGAGAAAAAGCAAAAAAGAGUUAAUAUAAACAUUGACAAUGAUAUUAUAUAUGAGAGUGUAAAUAAUAUAAAGAAAAAAAUGACAACACAAAAUAUAUGUGAAGUACCUAACAUAAGUUUAGAUAAUAUAGGAUCUUUAAAAAAAAUCAAGAAAAUAUUAGAAUGUAAAUUUAUAUUACCAAUUAAAUAUGCUAAUAUAUAUAAACAUUUAGGUAUAAAUAAAAGCAUGGGAAUAUUAUUGUAUGGGCCUCCAGGAUGUGGUAAAACUAUGCUCGCAAAAGCAAUAAGUAAUGAAAUGAAAGCAAAUUUUAUAGCUAUUAAAGGACCUGAAAUUUUAAACAAAUAUGUUGGUGAAAGUGAAAAGAAAGUUAGAGAAAUUUUCUCAUAUGCUUCAAUAUAUAAGCCAUGUUUAAUUUUUUUUGAUGAAAUAGAUAGUAUAUGUAUUAAUAGGGCUAAUAAUAAAGCUGCAUUAGCAUCAGAUAGAGUUGUAAAUCAGUUAUUAGCUGAAAUGGAUGGUCUUUCACAAAGGGAGAGCGUAUACAUUAUAGCAACCACAAAUAGACCAGAUAUAAUAGAUAAAGCAUUAUUACGAAGUGGUAGAUUUGACCAACUCAUAUAUAUUUCUUUACCUAAAUAUCAGGGAAGAAUUGAUAUUUUAAAAAAACUUUCAAAAAAUAUGCCUAUAGAUAAAGAUGUUGAUUUUUCUGAAAUAUCCCAUUUAACCAAGGGUUAUAGUGGUGCAGAUUUAUAUGGAGUUUUAAGGGAAAGCGCUUUUAUAGCCCUUCAAGAAUGUAGAGAUGAAAUUGAUUUUUUAAAUGCAGACUUGCAAACAUCAAAUAAUGUAGUACAUAAUGAUUCCAACUGUGAUAUAUAUCUAUCUAAGGAUAAAAACAGUUUUUUUAUAUCAAAAAAUGAAAAUGUAAAUAGCAAUAAUGACAAUAAUACAAAUAAUUCUAUACAAAAAUUCAAGAAUAAAAAGGUUUUGUUAAGUACGUAUGUAGAAGACUUUGAUAAUUUUUCGAAUGAUAAUUCACAUAAUAAAAUACACAUGCAAAAUAAUUGCAAAACUGUUCAAAAUGAUUUAAAUUAUAUGCCAUUUAAUCAAAUUGGUAAAAGUCAUAAUGUAUGUAAUGAAAUAGGUAGGAAAAAUAAAGAGAUAAAUAAAAAAAUGAUUGAAUUUGAAAAUAAAGAAACUAUUGAAAAUGACUUAGAAUUACUUAAAGAAAAAACUGUAAUGAAUAAUGAGAUAAAUCGCAAAAAAAAUAAUGAAUUAGAUAACAAGAAUUGCAAUGAAAUAUCGAAUUUGGAUGAAAAAGAAAUAUUAAGCAAAAAUAAAAAUGGGGAAAUAAUAAGUUUUAAUAAUGAAAAUAGUAUAUUAAUAAAAAAAAAUAACAUGAUGUACGAAAUUGAAGAUUUAAAAAAUGAAGAAUUAAGCGAAAAAGAUAAAAAUAAUUUAAUAUAUGAAUUCAUUCAAAAAAAUAAAAAUAUAUUAACAAUUAAGCAAAAACAUAUUUUGUCAGCAAUAAAAACUAUUCCAAGAAGUGUUUCUAAGAAACAAAUGAAAUAUUAUAAAGAAAUAAGUAAAAAGUUCAAAUAA